This is a messenger RNA of Ceutorhynchus assimilis (cabbage seed weevil), 3042 nucleotides long. NCBI's taxonomy places the organism in Eukaryota, Metazoa, Arthropoda, Insecta, Coleoptera, Curculionidae. The record is from the annotation of a GenBank genome assembly.
UUUUAAUUUUUGUACUGGAGAAAGCUUGAACUAGAAUUUUUUGCAACAACACAAAAUACACAAAAAUAAUGAUUUUCCUCAAUAAUUAGACGAAAAGUGUUUCCUUACUUCAAUAAUGAACUACGAGACUAGACGAAACGAAAAAUUACAAGUUUGGAACUGUCCAAAGGCCCCAAAGGCCACAAUAUAACCUCUUGACCUGCAGUCUUAUUUUUAAAGAAAUUUGGAAUGCCUGAGCAAAGUAAUGACUAUCGUGUCGUUGUCUUCGGUGCUGGAGGUGUGGGAAAGAGUUCUUUGGUUCUCAGGUUUGUUAAAGGCACUUUUAGGGAAAGCUACAUACCCACCAUUGAGGACACAUAUCGACAAGUUAUUAGUUGCAACAAAAACAUAUGUACUCUACAAAUCACUGAUACAACGGGCUCACACCAAUUCCCAGCAAUGCAGCGGCUGUCCAUAAGUAAAGGUCAUGCAUUUAUUUUGGUUUACUCUGUAUGCAGCCGUCAAAGUUUGGAAGAACUAAAACCCAUAUAUGAAGUAAUAAAGGAACUGAAAGGACCAGACUUGGGUCAAAUUCCGAUCAUGCUUACUGGAAAUAAAUGUGAUGAAAGUGCAGAAUUACGAGAGGUUUCAACAUCUGAAGGACAAGCACAAGCUGCUGAAUGGGGGGUCAGUUUCAUGGAAACAUCAGCGAAAACGAAUCACAACGUAAAACAGUUAUUUCAAGAAUUGCUGAAUCUUGAGAAGUCACGCAAUGUCAGCCUUAAUGUGGGAGGUAAAGCCAAUAGUCGUGUGGCCAAGGAUAAAUGUGAGGUUAUGUAAAAUAGUUUAGAAUUCAUACAAUUAACUUAGAUUUUUUUUUGUUCUUUCUGGGAAAUAGUAUGUAUGAGCCCGGAAAGUAUUGUUUUUCGGGUGAGUAGACGGAACUGGCAUUCUGAAUUUGAAAAAUACACUUUCUGGGUAUUGAUAUAUUGUGUACUUAAGUAGGUACACCGUUUUUUCGACAAUAGUUCAUUUGUGUUUUGAUACACAGUACUCAUGAAAUUAGCUGAUUUGAAUUAAAACAAAAAUUGUCUAUGGUAGAAUUAUUAGCCUCUAGAGAAUUUUAAACAAUUUUUAUGUUAUUCAAGGUAUAAAAAAGGCAAUGCAAACCUUGAUGUUGCUAUAGUAAUUCCAGAAGUUUCUCCACAAUGAUAUCUCUGGACGUAUUUGGCUUGAAGAGUUUCUCAACCAACUUCUAUAAGUAUGUGGCUCUUCCAUCCCCUAUAGAACUCAAUGCAAUAACUAUUGUUUUUACACUCAUAUAGAAGUGCCAAAAAGAUUUUUUUCUACGCAAGGGUCAACAUGCUGUAGCUAAUCAAUGGUUUCUGUCUCCUCAAUGACAAAAAUAUUGCAGUUUCAAAUAUUUUAGAAUCUAAACCUUCAUGAGAAAAUAAAAGUUAAACAAUUGAUGGAAAAUAUUUUUUAUGAAUUGUACUACAUUUUAUUCUUGUUUUGAAAUUAGACAUUUUUUGUUAAUAAAUCAAAUUCAGAAAACAUCAGGCAACAAGGUUUCCUCAACAUAUGAAAUGCCAUAUCUGUUUUUUGACUAAUUACAGCUGGAAAUAUUUUUGGAAAUAGAAAAUUACCACCUUUUGACCAAAAAAACUGCAUUUUCUUAUAAAAUUAUUCACAGUAUUCAAUAUUUUUAGAACUUUUAGUAGCUUUAUAUUGAUAGGCUCCCUAUUUUUGAUAGAAACUCGACACAUUUUAGUGUUGUUGAAAUUCGAAAUGUUUUGUGUGAAAAAAAUAAGAUUACAAUAUUCAACAUUCCCUUUUUUCAUUCCAUGUCACCAAUAAUACCAUAUCAAUAAAAAUUCUAGAUUCUAGAUAUGAAAUAAAUAACGUGUAGGAUAAUAAAACCCAUAAUGUUAAUAAAUUAAUAUAUGUGAAAGUGCUUCAUAGAUUUUUCACAUCUCUAGUCUUGUUAUUCCUCGGGUUAUUCCAACUUGGUGGCAAGUGUUUCCCAAAAAUUUUAAUAGAAUCCAAACAACUCAUUUUUUCCGUAAAGUAAUUUUUACUAUUCAGAAAUAUUUAAAAAUAUAAUUCUGUAUAACAGUGGAGCACUUUUAGAUCUUUUUCACAUUAUUUUUAAAUACAUUUAUAGAUUGUUAGAUAUUUUUGUCCUUAAAUUUAAAUUUUAUAUUCCUUCUAUUUUCUAGAUCAAAAAACUGUAGGUUAAGUGGACCACAUUGUUUAAAUUAAAUUAGUAGUUUCUUUUAUAUAAAGUACAUUUCCAGAAAGAACUUUUAAAAUAUUAGACUGGGUGCUAUACGCAAAUAUUGUUAGCGUUAUUUAAAUUUUGCAAUAUUAGUAUACAAUAUUUGCUCGCCAUUUGCCAGUUUUUAUUGAACUAAAAUAUUGCAAGUUUAAAAAUAUUUGUUAUAUUCACGCUUUAUAGUGUUCACUAUAUGAACUGCAAUUGUGAUCCAAUUUAUAACGUAUUUAUGCAACGAAAUAUGGUAAAAUAUUAAAUAUAAAUGAAACAUAGAAACAUUUAGAUAUUUUUGUGGUAUAUCCAUUAAAGACAUCACUAUUAGAUCUGUUUUUAUUGUAUUUUAACUUAACACAAAAUCACCCAAAAAUAAGAAGAAUGAUCUUGUAUGGAUAUGCUCAAAACCUUAUAAACAUUUAAAUAUAAUAAAUUUUUGCUCUCUAGAUGCUGUUAUUCAAAUACUUGCUCGAAGGACCAUUGAAAUAAUCAGUUACGUAUUUCAAACUUGAACACUGCUAGAAGCAAAAAAUAAUGUACUAAAAGACACGUGUUUUAUUAUUUAUUAAGUGAUUGCUGUUAUUUCAAAUGGUCCUUUAGAAAAAAUUUUUUUGCUCUACGAACACUUUUAGUCAAAACUCAAAACGAUUUUUUAAAUAGUUUUUUUUUUAAUGACUGCUGAGUUCUUAUAAAAGUUGUUAUUAUAUAGUGAACUUAUGGAACAAAAUUUGUAUACUUGUAGAUAAUUUACCUACUGUUUACUCAAAUUUAUCUUUAAAUUUAUUAAACAUUAU